Messenger RNA from Sceloporus undulatus (fence lizard), 4185 nucleotides. RefSeq names its product adenosine deaminase 2 (gene ADA2). NCBI's taxonomy places the organism in Eukaryota, Metazoa, Chordata, Lepidosauria, Squamata, Phrynosomatidae. Gene Ontology annotation, biological process: adenosine catabolic process; inosine biosynthetic process. The coding region runs from base 356 to 1939 and encodes 527 amino acids. The record is from RefSeq and is a predicted model, not a curated record. Gene Ontology annotation, molecular function: adenosine deaminase activity. The transcript has 11 exons.
GGCAAGCUGUUUAUCUGCUCAGCUGUUGUGUGUGGCCUGACAAGAGACAGACAAAAGCAGCUGCCAGGAGGAAGGAAACCAAGGGUCUCUCUCUCUCUCAGGCUGUACCUUUCAGAUUUCAGAAUCCCCAACCAGCCAUGCUGCCUCGGGGAUUGUAAGAGUUGUAAGCCCACACACCUAAAAAAAAGAUUUCCAAAGACUUCAGAUAUCUAAUCUAAAAAUAAUGGAGCUGUGCAAUUCAACUGUUCCACUGGUACCACCCACCAAAUGGUGAACCCUACUAUUCCAGGGUUGGUUGUUACGGGCCUUCAAGUUAUUUUCAACUCACAUCAACCCUAAGCAUAUCCCUCAAGUGAUGCUUCAGCUUCCUCAGAGAAUGGGCUGGCAGGUGAUCUUCAUUUUCAGCUGGGUUUCUCUUUGUUUCCCUCUACCAAUCAUAAAUAAGAGGGACUUCCUAAUUGAAAAGGAGAAUGCCCGCCGUACGGGUGGCAACCUUGUGCUAGGAAGAAGCGAAGAGGAUGCCAACCAGAAGCUCAUGCAGCUCAAAGAAAAGGAAGUGACUAAAGCUAUGCAGACAGGGCUGUUUCCACCUAGCAUGCAUUUCUUCAAGGCAAAAGCCCUCAUUGAUCAAAGUGCUGUGUUCAGCAUCUUAAAAAAGAUGCCAAAAGGUGGUGCUUUGCACCUUCACGAUUAUUUUAUCCUGAGUGUUGACUGGCUGGUGUAUCAUGCCAGCUAUCUGCCUGAUUGUUACAUUUCCUUCUGCCCUUCUUGGACUGUCCAGUUUAAGUUCUCCAGCCCUCAUCCUCCCAUGGAUGUGCCACCUGAUUGCUCUGAGUGGGUCUUACUACAGACCUAUCGCAAGAAUCUGAACAAUGUGACUCAAUUUGAUAAGAGCUUGUUGGCAAAUCUGACACUAGUAACCGAUACUCCAGAGGUGACCUAUCCUUCUCAGGCUUUCAUUUGGAAAAGAUUUGAAAAGAUCUUCAUUGUUGCUUCUGGUCUAAUCAGCUAUGCACCUGUGUUUAAAGCCUAUUUUUAUCAGGCCCUGCUGGAGUUCUAUGAAGAUAAUGUACAGUAUAUUGAGCUGAGAGUUAUUCUGCCACCGGUUUAUGAGUUGGAUGGAAGCACACAUGACAAGUCCUGGUCUGUAGCAGCUUAUAAAGAUGUGGCCAGGCAAUUUGUAAAAGACCACCCUGAUUUUGUGGGUGCUAAAAUUAUAUACACGACACACAGAAACCAGACUGUCUCCCGAAUUAAAGAAGCUGUCCGUACAGCCAUUGCACUCAGAGCUGAGUUCCCAGAUACUGUAGCUGGAUUUGAUUUGGUUGGCUGGGAAGAUGGAGGACACUCUCUCUGGGAAUUGAAGGAUGCCUUGAUGAUUCCACGCAUUCUAGAAGAAGAUUUGCCAUACUUCUUUCAUGCUGGUGAAACAAAUUGGGAGGGCACCUCUGUGGAUAAAAAUGUAUUGGAUGCUCUGCUCCUGAACACCAGCCGGAUUGGCCAUGGAUUUGCCCUUCCAAAACAUCCAGCAGCUAUGAAUUUGUCUUUGGAGAUGGAUAUACCUAUAGAAGUCUGCCCUGUUUCUAACCAGGUGCUGAUGUUAGUAUCAGAUCUGAGGAACCAUCCUGCUGCUUUUUUGAUGUCAGAGGGUCACCGCAUUGUGGUUGCUUCUGAUGAUCCAUCCAUCUUUGGAGCAAAGGGGGUGUCGUAUGAUUUCUACGAGAUGUUUAUGGGGAUUGGAGGGAUGAGUGCUGAUCUGAGGACUUUGAAACAACUGGCAUUAAACUCUCUAAAUUAUAGCACCUUGCUACCUAAGGAGAGAGACAAAGCCCUGCAGAUCUGGCAAAAAAAGUGGGAAGAGUUUGUAGCUAUGGCCUCUGAUAUUAUCCCAGAGCUAGUGAGAGACAUGGUGGAACCAAGUCUUAGUCCCUGUUAUUAAGAAGCAAGAGGGCCUUUUAUCUUGAGGCUGUAGCAAGCUGGAAUUAAGAGGCGCUACAGCAAUCUUUCAACCUGGGACUUUGAUCAGAUGAUUGCUUAAAAGCAAGAGACUUAUUUUCCUGUCCCUUGUCCAUUUCUGUUCCUCAGUAAAGAGCUUUUUAAAAUUAUGCUGCCAAUGAUCAAAAUGACUGAAGGAAUACAAAAUGUACUUCUCAAAGGUGGAAUUAAAUGUGCUUGAACUCCAUCAGCUGUGAAUGAGUCCUCCUAAACUCUUCUUGUCACCUGGCUGUGGAUGCUUAGUGCAAACUUGGCUUAUUCAUUGCCUUAGCUGUAUUAUCAAAUGUGCCAUAGCAGCUUUUGGAAGAGACAAAAAGCUUUCUCUCAGGUUGGAAUGAUAUUAUGUUCUAAAGCUUUUAGGUAAACAUUACUAGUUAUCAACAACAUUUUACAGGACAUUCUAUAUGUAUUAUGUGAUUCUUUGCCAUGUGAAUUUUCAAGAACAAUAUUUCAUUCUUUCUAUAAUAUCAGGGAAAUUGCAGUUAUUAAUUAGCAGAAUCCAUUAAAAUAGACUAAUUAAAAUAGCAAUAUUUGGAGUUUGAAAUUAACUUCAUGUAGCAUUGACUGCAAACUGAGAAACUCCAUUUGUUAACAACAAUCAGAGGAUUUACACAAAUUGGUUUAUACCAGCUUCAAACCUUAGACGCACACUCACAAGGAUAUACAUACUGAAUCAACAAAAACAGCUGCCAUGAGGAUAGUGUUUUUUAGUAUAACCUACCUGGAUAUUAAGACCGUCUCUGUGCCAUCAGAGCUAUUAAAGCAGCAUUAGGAACAAAAAUGUGGAAGAUAGCUUUCUCAAAGACUGUAGAAUCUAGUAGUUGACAAAGACCUUCUUUGAUAUAUAUGUCUUUAGCUUGUUGGGCUGCUUCUGAUAAUCAAUGGUUUUAGUUUAGUUGGCUUGUAUUUUUUAUCUCCUUUUUAAAAAUAGUGAUUGUAAUAUAAAUCAGAUUAUUAUCUGCCUUUGGUAUACAGUUAGGGAGUAACAAUAGAAAUCAGUCAAUAGCAGCAAGCAAAUAACUAAAAUUUUAGAUAAAAUUAAACAGAUGUUAAUUUAAAUACACUGACUGGCAAAAAUCCUAACCAUAUCUGAGCCCAGAAAUGAAAUGCAAGCCCCAAAUCAAUUUUCUUAAAGUCCUGUUCCACUGAUACACAUUUAUUUAAAGAUAUAUUCUAUAUAUACUCGGCUAUAAGUCGACCUCAUGUAUAAGUUGAGGGCAGGUUUUGGGAACAAAAUUAUAGAUUUUGAUAAAUUGAGGUUAAAACUUAGGGGCAUGUAACAAAGGAUCUUAAGAUGAAGCAAUGGAAAACAGUGGCAAAGAACUUACAAAAUUCCAGCAGGUAAUAACUGUUUGCGUUCACAUUAAAGACUGGAUGGAUGAGAGAGCAGGAGGGAGGGCCAGUGGUUCCAUGACAAAUUACACUCUUGCCUUUCACCAAGGGAUGGUCCCUUUUUGAUCAGAGUCAAAGUACAGUACUUAUGUUGACCCUUGGAUAAGUUGACUUAGGUUUUUGGGGUUAAUUUUUUUGACCAAAAUUUCUAGACUUAUACAUGAGUAUAUACAGUAUAUACGUACAAAAGGUGUUUCAAUCUAAAUGCUGACACUGUCAUGCUGUAUUUUUCGUGCUGGAGCUCCAGAAGAGUGUAGUGUAGUGUGUGUAAAUUACAAUGAUAAUUGUAAGGCUCAGUGAUUAUUACAUCAAUAAUCGCUCUUUGAACACACCAUUGUUCCUUACAUCCAAUCAAAAUGUGGAAUGCAAAUUAGCCAGGGAUGGCGGGAAGAGGAAUGACUGGUUCACAUGUUAGACUAGCAUGGAAGAGGAGACCGAGUUGGAUCAUAAGGUAAGAAGGACUCAUAAUUGUAGUUCCAGUAGGGGACGGAAGUAGGGGGCUGCCUGAACCUAUCUAGUCCAUGAACCACGAAUGAGAUGGACAUGGAACUGGGAACUGACAGGGAAAUGGAGAGCUAGACUGAGAACAAAGUAGAUGAGAAAGUUUUAACUUUCCAGGAGUCGGGAGCCUAUGGCUCUCCAGAUGUUAGAUUGAUAAUAGGCAAUGCUGACUGGGGCAAAGAGGAGAGUUUCACCUUCAGGUUUUAAAACCCUGACUGUUCCUAAACUACUGUCUUGAUGUACAGUCAGCCCUCUGUAUCCACAGAUUCUUUAUCCACAGAUUCAACCACCCAUGGU